UGGUGUCUCACUUCCGGCCAGUAGCUCUUUUCUUCCGCUUCUCUAUGGUCGCGAGCCGGAAGUGGCUGCGGGGCUGGAAGGCGUGAGAUCCAUUGUGCUCUCUGACCUGGAAGAACAGCAAUGUCAUCAUCAGAAUCCAGCAAAAAAAGGAAACCCAAGGUGAUCCGAAGUGACGGAACCCCAACUGAGGGGAAACGGAACCGAACUGACGCUGAGCAGGAAGGCAAAUACUACAGUGAGGAGGCUGAGGUUGACCUGCGGGACCCUGGCAGAGACUAUGAGCUGUACAAGUACACUUGCCAGGAGCUGCAAAGGUUGAUGGCCGAGAUCCAGGACCUGAAGAGCAAGGGCAGCAAGGAUGUGGCCAUGGAAAUUGAAGAGCGAAGGAUCCAGAGCUGUGUGCAUUUCAUGACUCUAAAGAAGCUUAACCGAUUAGCCCAUAUCCGGCUAAAGAAAGGAAGAGAUCAGACCCAUGAGGCCAAGCAGAAAGUUGAUGCCUACCACCUGCAGCUUCAGAACCUGCUCUACGAAGUGAUGCACCUGCAGAAGGAGAUCACCAAAUGUCUGGAGUUCAAGUCAAAGCAUGAAGAAAUCGAUCUGGUCAGUUUAGAGGAAUUUUAUACAGAGGCUCCACCCAACAUCAGCAAGGCCGAAAUCACCAUGGGAGACCCUCACCAACAGACCUUGGCACGUCUGGACUGGGAGCUGGAGCAGCGAAAGAGGCUGGCAGAGAAGUACCGAGAAUGUCUCUCCAACAAGGAGAAGAUCCUGAAGGAGAUUGAGGUGAAGAAGGAGUAUCUGAGCAGCCUGCAGCCUCGUCUCAACAGCAUCAUGCAGGCUUCCCUCCCGGUGCAGGAAUACCUGUUCAUGCCCUUUGACCAGGCACACAAGCAGUAUGAGACGGCCAGGCACCUGCCGCCUCCCCUCUACGUGCUCUUCGUGCAGGCCACUGCGUAUGGGCAGGCCUGCGCUCAUAUGAAAUCCUCCUCCCAGCCCCCUAGACAGGAUAAGACGCUGUCGGUGGCCAUUGAAGGCAGUGUGGACGAGGCCAAAGCUCUCUUCAAGCCCCCUGAGGACUCUCAAGAUGAUGAGAGCGACUCGGACGCUGAAGAGGAGCAGACUACGAAACGGCGUCGACCCACACUUGGGGUUCAGUUGGAUGACAAGCGCAAGGAGAUGCUGAAGAGGCACCCACUGUCUGUCUUGAUUGAUCUGAAGUGCAAAGACAACAGUGUGCUGCAUCUGACUUUCUACUAUCUCAUGAACCUCAACAUCAUGACCGUGAAGGCCAAAGUGACGACCACUGUGGAGCUCAUCACCCCCAUCAGUGCAGGAGACUUGCUGUCUCCCGACUCAGUCCUGAGCUGUUUGUAUCCUGGAGAUCAUGGAAAGAAAACUCCAAACCCAGCCAAUCAGUAUCAGUUUGAUAAAGUUGGCAUCCUGACUUUGAGAGACUAUGUACUUGAAUUAGGUCACCCCUACUUGUGGGUACAGAAGCUGGGUGGCCUCCACUUCCCCAAAGAACAGCCCCAGCACACAGUGGUGGCUGACCACUCCCAGAGCGCCAGCCACAUGGAGACCACCAUGAAACUGCUGAAGACCAGGGUCCAGUCCCGCCUGGCUCUCCACAAACAGUUCGCAUCUUUGGAACAUGGCAUCGUGCCGGUUACCAGUGAUUGCCAGUCCCUCUUCCCUGCCAAGGUGGUUUCUCGCCUGGUGAAGUGGGUGAUAAUUGCACACGAAGAUUACAUGGAGCUGCAUUUCACUAAGGACAUAGUAGAGGCAGGACUGGCCGGGGACACCAAUCUCUACUACCUGGCGCUUAUUGAAAGGGGAACAGCGAAACUCCAGGCUGCUGUCGUAUUGAACCCUGGCUACUCCUCCAUCCCACCCAUUUUCCGACUCUGUCUAAACUGGAAAGGGGAGAAAACCAACAGCAAUGAUGACAAUAUCCGGGCGAUGGAGAGUGAGGUCAACGUGUGCUAUAAGGAGCUGUGUGGCCCUCGGCCCAGCCACCAGCUCUUGACCAACCAGCUGCAGAGGCUGUGUGUGCUGCUGGAUGUCUACCUGGAGACCGAGAGCCAUGACGACAGUGUGGAGGGCCCCAAGGAGUUUCCCCAGGAGAAGAUGUGCCUGCGGCUUUUUAGGGGUCCAAGCAGGAUGAAGCCAUUUAAAUAUAAUCACCCGCAAGGAUUCUUUAGCCACCGGUGAUUCCCUCUACCUGUCACCCCCCAAGCCCAGCCCUGGGUCCUGUGACUCUGCUUCUGCUCUGGCCACAUGUAGUUCUUGAUAUUUUCCAAAGACACGAGCUGAUUAAAUGUCCCCUGACCAAA
Peromyscus leucopus (white-footed mouse) is the source of this 2333-nucleotide messenger RNA. It is a transcript of the gene Thoc5, whose product is annotated as THO complex 5. The coding region runs from base 121 to 2211 and encodes 696 amino acids. Gene Ontology annotation, biological process: positive regulation of DNA-templated transcription, elongation; mRNA export from nucleus. The transcript has 21 exons. Lineage: Eukaryota; Metazoa; Chordata; Mammalia; Rodentia; Cricetidae. Gene Ontology annotation, cellular component: THO complex part of transcription export complex. Gene Ontology annotation, molecular function: mRNA binding. The record is from RefSeq and is a predicted model, not a curated record.